AUGUCCUCGUCCCUCCAGUCCUCCCCCGCAUCAUCCUCCACCUCGCUCAACAACGUCGCAAAACUCGACUCCCAUAGUACAAGCGACGGUGGCUACAACUCGGACACCUCCGCGACCUCCUCCGACAGCAUAUCGCGCGCGCGCUCCCGCUCCCCGCUCCAGAAGCGAAAAGCCCCUCCCGCGCCGCUAGAGACCGUCCCCAGCAACGGCUACCUCUCCCCGCCAACGCCAGCCAGCGUAUGGCGUAACUUCUCACGGAGCCCGAGUCCCCUUGGCUUGAUCCCUAUCCACAGAAAGUUUUCAUCUCUGAUUCACCGCCAUGAGGUGCCCCGAAAGCUCCUCCACGUCUCGAUCGGCUUCAUUGUGCUGCACAUGUACCGCACCGGCUACCAGCCCACGACCAUCACCCCGCCGCUCAUCACGGCGCUGAUCCCCAUCGCGAGCGCAGACCUGCUGCGCUUCUACUCGCCCGAGUUCAACAACCUGUACAUCCGCUGCCUGGGCGCGCUCAUGCGCGAGUCCGAGGUGGCGGGCUGGAACGGUGUCGUGUGGUACCUCGUGGGCACCAUCACGGUGCUGACCGUCUUCCCCAAGGACAUCGCCGUGCUGUCGAUCCUGCUGCUGUCGUGGUGCGACACGGCCGCGUCGACGGUGGGCCGCGCAUGGGGGCGCUACACCCCGCGCAUCAGGCGCGGAAAGAGCUUGGCGGGCAGUCUGGCGUCGUUUGUGGUGGGCGCGGUGACGGCGGCGGUGUUUUUCGGCGUGGUGGUGCCUGGCACGCAGAGGUGGGGUGAUGAUCCGGUGAAUGCGGUGACGUGGGCGGGGAAGUUGGGUGUUGAGGGGAUGCAGUUGGAGGGCGGGUGGGCGCUGGGCUUGAUGAGUCUGGUGACGGGAUUGAUUGCGAGCGCGAGUGAGGCGGUGGAUGCGUUUGGGUUGGAUGAUAAUGUGACUAUUCCGGUGCUGAGUGCGGUGGGCGUGUGGGGGGUUAUGAAGUUGUUUGGGUAG
This is a messenger RNA of Morchella importuna, 1005 nucleotides long. RefSeq lists its product as uncharacterized. Lineage: Eukaryota; Fungi; Ascomycota; Pezizomycetes; Pezizales; Morchellaceae. Gene Ontology annotation, biological process: phosphatidic acid biosynthetic process. The coding region runs from base 1 to 1005 and encodes 334 amino acids. Gene Ontology annotation, molecular function: ATP-dependent diacylglycerol kinase activity. Gene Ontology annotation, cellular component: endoplasmic reticulum membrane. The record is from RefSeq and is a predicted model, not a curated record. The transcript is spliced from 2 exons.